AUGCAAAGUAUUGAUGUCUACAGGUUGCCAGGCAAAUGCCCUGAGUCCAACAACUUGAAGAGCCUCAAGAGCCCCCGGUCAGAGGCUGCAGCCGAACGAGAUGCGGCAUUGGCAGCUGCUGGGUCUGCUCUCCUAGGUCCGCUAGGAGCUGAGUCAGGGGUGGCCAGAGCUGAAGAUGUCGCAGAUGAGGAGGUGCGCCUGGCUGCCGAGUUGCAGCGGCGAAAAGAACUGCAUGGGAGGCGUCAACAGGAGUUGCAGCAGCUUCGCCUUCAGCGGAGCUCUGAAGCAAAGCGCCAUGUUGCUGAGGAGGAGGCAGUCGAAGAGCAGCUGCUGGAAAAUCGGCAGCUCCGCGAAGCCCUGCAGGCCCAGCUGGUUCGUCAGGCAGAAGAGGAUUCUGAGAUGCGGAAAGAAGAGGCCUCAGCGAUGGGGCGGGUGGAAGCUUUGCGUCACAUGAUUGCAGAGCAGGAGUCGGCGCUCAAAGCAGCUGCCACACAACGACUUUCCUCUGAAGAAAUGCUCCAGGAUGAACAUCGUAAGGCCACAGAGUUGGAAGCGAAACUGGAACGUCAAGAAGUGCGACUGAGGCGUUUGCAGCAAGAGGACCAGGAGCGCAAGGAGCGAGAGGCACGGCGUGCGAUGCUCGAAGGGGCGCUGAGUGACCUAAAGGGUGCACUCGAUGAACUGGGCUUCGCCGGUGCAGGUGAUAUGGAGGAGCAUGGCAAGAGGCCUCCAGGCACCAACUUGCUCCUGCAAUCCUCGUUGCUGGAUGCCGCGGCCCAAUCCCUCCGAGCUGAGCUGGCGAGGGCCAAGAAUGAGGGCCGUGACGUGGCAUCAUCCGCCUCUGCAGUGAGUUUGAUCCAAGACUUGCGUGAAAGAGUGAGGCUGGAGCCGGGGUGGGUCUACCGGGUCCACCUGGGGGAGACGGUCGGCAUCGUGCUAGGCAAUCAAACCUCGAGCAAACAAAAACUCGGCCGCUUGCCGUAG
Molecule: messenger RNA, 984 nt
Organism: Cladocopium goreaui
Lineage: Eukaryota; Dinophyceae; Suessiales; Symbiodiniaceae
Source: the annotation of a GenBank genome assembly